Messenger RNA from Hydractinia symbiolongicarpus, 1200 nucleotides. RefSeq lists its product as uncharacterized. Gene Ontology annotation, biological process: DNA integration; DNA recombination. Gene Ontology annotation, molecular function: DNA binding. The record is from RefSeq and is a predicted model, not a curated record. The transcript has 3 exons. The coding region runs from base 1 to 1200 and encodes 399 amino acids. NCBI's taxonomy places the organism in Eukaryota, Metazoa, Cnidaria, Hydrozoa, Anthoathecata, Hydractiniidae.
AUGUGCUCAGGGACAUCCCCCUUGGCAUUCCAUGAUGCAUUGCAAGGUGUUACUCCUACAGUUACCCCUCAGCACUCCGACACUGAACAGACACCAGAUCUAGCUGCUGCGGUCGUUGAUGAGGAAACCAGAAGGAGAUCCCGUUGCCCGCCUGUCGUGAACCACCAUCACUUAGUUGCCUUCACAUCAAUUUUAAGGAAGCAUUAUGCUCUUGGCAUGGUGCAGGCCUUGUCGAAUGAUGUCAUAUAUUUUCGUCAAGCUAAUUAUGCUGAGAGUACUAAGAAGAACUACCGUACAUAUCUUACUACUUAUAAAAAAUAUUGUUACAUGCUGUCUGUGCCUUUAGUCCCGGCCACUACUAGUUUUUUGUGCUUAUAUGCAGCCCAUCUUGCCAAGUUUCUUCUGCCACAGUCACUUCGUUUGUAUAUUUCGUUCGUUGGUUUAUUACAUAAGGAAAUGGGGUUUCCUAAUCCGCUUAAUGAGAACUGGAUACUGUCAUCAGUCCUCAAGGGUAUUAGACGAGUGUUGGGAGUCCCUCCUCGACCUCGUCUGCCUAUUACCCCAGAUUUAUUGGUUCAGAUCCGUUCACGCCUUAAUCUUAACUGUAGUUACCAUGCCUCAUUUUGGGCUAUUUGUGUAGUUGCAUUUUUUGGGUUAUUUCGUAAGGUACAUUUGUUGCCAGUUUCAUGUAAUACCUUUAAUCCUGGGAGGCAGUUUACCAAGUCAGACUUCUCCUUUUCAAACUCAACUGUUUACAUAGCCGUUCGCUGGAGCAAGACCAUUCAACUAGGACAGCGUAUUAUUACUGUACCUUUGUUGGCUGCUCCCAAAUCUAUAUUUUGUCCAGUAACCGCUAUACAACAUGCAUUUUCAUUUACGGCUGGGGCUCCUAAAACCACCCAAGUAUUUUGCUGGUUAGGGGAUUCAACUACCAUACCUAAUGUCUUCACAUAUAAGUCCUUUAUGACUUGUAUGUCUCGGAUCCUCUCAGAAAUCGGCAUUCCUCCUGAGCAAUAUGGUACCCACUCGUUCCGUCGUGGGGGUGCUACCUUUGCUCUGGAGGCUGGAGUGUCAUUGGAUGUUAUAUCCCUUUUGGGUGACUGGAAGUCAGAUUCCAUGUUCUUAUAUCUCCAUAUGCCUUUAUCUCAGCGAAUAUCUGCCCAGCGUGCUAUGGCAUCACACCUACCUCCUAUUUCCUAA